Messenger RNA from Stegodyphus dumicola, 2802 nucleotides. Its product is annotated as agrin-like. Gene Ontology annotation, biological process: multicellular organism development; cell differentiation. Gene Ontology annotation, molecular function: protein binding. The record is from RefSeq and is a predicted model, not a curated record. Lineage: Eukaryota; Metazoa; Arthropoda; Arachnida; Araneae; Eresidae. Gene Ontology annotation, cellular component: extracellular region.
UUCUCGAGUUGGAUGAAAAUGGACAAUAUUUCUCUGGAAAUUGGAUUUAUAACAAUGGAAAAGAAUGGUGUUAUUAUUUACUCGGAUGAUUUAUUUAGAUACAAAAAUUCCUAUAUGCUUUUAUAUUUAAAAAACCGGUUUCUAGAAUUCAGAUUUAUAGGAGAAAAGGGAACAAUCAUCCUCAACUCUUCAAAGCAGAUAGCGAUAGGAAAAUACCACCAUGUGUCGCUCAAAUGUCUUCUUCGGUAUGCAGUUAUGUACUUGGACAAGAAACUGGUUGCCAUGGAGCCCUACAGGGAGACUUUUUGUUCCAAAUUUUUGCUGAAAAAAAUGAUCAUCGGCUCCCUCCCGAGACUUUCCCAAAGCGAUGCUAAGCACAAAUUCCGAAUUCCAGACUUCAGUGGAUGCAUUUAUAAAUUAAAAAUUGGCACUCAGGAAGUGAAUUUGAGAAAUCUACGUGGCAUUGCUUUAAAAGAUUCUCAAAUGAUGAACAAGUUUACUACCAACAAAAUCCUUCCAACCAAGAUGUGUUUGCCUCUACCAAUAGAUUCGAAAAAUGAUAGCGAUCCUGUCUCUGUUAUUUUCUCAGAAGAAAAGGCGCUCAGCACAGAAGUACUUGAAAAGACGAAUACAAGCUUCGUACUUCGAACACGAGAACAUUCGAAGCCCAUUUUCUCCUGGAUUGAACACCCCUCCAAAGACCUUCAAAGAGAAAUAAGAAUAAGUGUUCAGAAAGGAAAAACUGAAUUAUGGAUCUACUUUGGCGGAAACGUUAGAAGAAUCAUACGAAGCUCAAAACCUAUAAAUGACAAUAAAUUUCACAACGUAACUCUUGAAAAGUCAAUGAAAGAACUGACACUGUUUGUGGAUGAUGAAAAGAAAACAAUAAAGCUGAAAGACAGAUGGCCAUUAGACUUCAAAAAUGGAAAUUUCUUUUUUUCAGUAAGUCGCAAUCGCUUACACCCAGACAAAAGCUCAACAAAGAAUAUAACGGACAUAUUUCAGGGAUGCAUUAAAGAAAUGCAGUUAAAUGGAAUUUCCUUGAAACUUGUUGGCUUUCUGCCUGAACAGUUUCUUUGUGAUCCCUCUUGAUGACCAUGAGAUUGCGCCAGUAGCAGCAGAAGAGACUGAUUUUUUUUUUUUUUUUUUUUUUUUUUUUUUUUUUUUGUGCAUAUCAAGGUCUGAAGCUCAGUAAUAAAAUAUGGACUUCCAACGCUACAUAUCAAGAACGCUGCGUCAAGAAAUGCAUAAUCAGGUUUUAAUGUAAAACGAAUGCAUUAUGAAUGCACUCUAAACUAAAUAUCUAAAGUGGUGCUGUAACUGGAAGUUUUUACUUAAAUUUUUAUUAGCUUUUAUUUCAUAUAGACUUUAAAAAGUGUACAGAAAUCGAGUAAAGAUACUAGAACAUCUUUACGAGGAAAUCAUCUGUGUAUAUUUACUUCCAAAAGGAAGUACAGCAAUCUGAACAGAAGUAUCUUUACGUCAGGUUGUAGAACAUAGGUUUUACAAGUGAUAUAGAGCGAGAUAUAAGAAAAAAUUUACUAGUUGAUAAACAUGAUUUAUGCGUUCAUAAAUCAAUAAAAAUUAACACCAUCUAAAGUUAAGUUUGCAAUUUUAAUUCCAAUUUUCUUAAUAUAAAGUUUUGCUUCAUAUUUAAUGUAUAAGAUAUCUCGUCGGAAUAUAUAACAUUUUGUGUCAUACGUAAAUAGUAUAAAAAUAAUAAUACGGCCUCGAUUAUCCAAAUUUAGAGAGAACAGGAUGAAUUCAUGUAAUUGAUUUGCUUGGAUAAUCACGUUUUCAAUAAAUAAAUUAUUUUGAACUGUGGAUUUAUUUCUCUUCCAAACGGUUAAAAAAUGCAGUACCCGUAGCAAGUAUCUGUAAUUAUCAGUUUUUCAUCACCUUAUUCCGCAACUUGUUGCUUCAUAAUUUUUUAAAUGAUGAUCUUUGAUCAGCCUUUUUGUGAAAACAAAAUUCUCUUGUAUUUUAGAUAAUUAUACACUCAUAUAAUAUAUUUUUGGCAGGGUCCAAACUCUGAGUCAGACUUAAUUAAAGAAACAUAAAUGGAAGAAGAGACGGAACAGAAAAGGAGAAUCCAGAGAUUAGCGAUUAUAAGUCUCGUAGAUCUAAGAACCUAAUUAAAUAAUCAUACUUAACUACUAAUGAUCUUAUUAAAUACCUAAUUGAAUUGUUAACUGCUUAAUUCACAGCUUAAUUAAUUUAUAAGCAAUUAAAAAUUUAAUUAAUAACGAAAGAUCUGAAGACUUAGAAAGAGUUAGUUCAUCUUAGCUAUGUCUUGCUUCCAGGAUUUCCUAGAAUAUUUAUGACACCUUUUCAAAAAUUUUUAAUGAAUCGAUGUGAAUCAAUAUUUCAUAAAUCUAUAUGAGUAAAUGAUCUUUAAGAUAAUCGAGGCUGUACUUCUCUGCAUGUUAUAUUUUUGCUUGAAACAUUAUGUUACGUUUUCAGAGCAUAGAAAUAAAGCUUCUAUUUUGAUGAACAGGGAUUGUGAUUGGUCUUCGUUUUCAUUAAUUCAAUAGAUGUUUCAUCAGUUCAUUGCUACAUAAUGGAUACUAUUAAAAGCAAAUAAUCUUCUUCCGUUUCCUGCUCAAUAGUAAUGUUUCUUUCAAAUAAUGGAUAUGUAUUAAAAGCAGUCUUUUAAACAAGAUUCUGUGUUUUGUUCUAAUGUUUUCUAAUUAAUUAUAGAUGUAUCCAAGAUGCAUUUUUACAUUUUUUAUUGUAAGUUGCCUCAAGCAUUACUGUUUUUAAUUUAAUUUUAUUUAUUUAUUUAAUUUUGUUAAAAAUAAA